Macroventuria anomochaeta is the source of this 693-nucleotide messenger RNA. RefSeq lists its product as uncharacterized. Bases 1 to 693 code for a protein of 230 amino acids. The record is from RefSeq and is a predicted model, not a curated record. Gene Ontology annotation, biological process: protein folding in endoplasmic reticulum. Lineage: Eukaryota; Fungi; Ascomycota; Dothideomycetes; Pleosporales; Didymellaceae. The transcript is spliced from 5 exons. Gene Ontology annotation, cellular component: EMC complex; membrane.
AUGGCUGAACCUAUCGUGCAGACGAUCCAUAGGGAUCCUGCCUUGUUUUGGUGGAUUCUGCUCCCUAUCACGGUGGUCAUGAUCCUAACAGGUAUCCUUCGCCACUACGCGAUGACUCUCCUCCAAACGACCCCCAAGAAGCAAGACCUGCCUAAGAUCCGCCAACAACGAUCUCUCGCGCGCGGUCUCUCGCUACGUCAGAACGCUAAUGUUCUCUCUCCUGCUGCCUUCUCCGCCAGGAAGGCGUACAUGGUACAGGCGUACCAGGAGGGCAAGUUUUUGGCUGAGCCUGAGAUGAGGGGCAAGCCUAGACCAAACCCUAUGAGUGACCCUGCGGCUAUGGAGGGUAUGAUGGGCAUGAUGAAGGGCAACAUGGCAAUGAUGAUUCCUCAGACGUUGAUUAUGGGGUGGAUCAACGCGUUCUUCUCGGGGUUUGUUAUCAGUAAUUUGUCGUGGUACUUCCUCACCCUCUUUGGUCUGCAGCCAGUCUACAACUUCAUCCUUGGCAGUAACAAUGCCGCCAACCAGGUUUCACAGCAGAUGGGCAUGCAGAAUCCUGCUGCAGGCAUGAUGGGUCCUGAGCAGGAUCCGGAUAAGCUGUUCCUGGCAGAAGCCGAGAACCUGGAGGUCCUUGAGCACCGAUGGAUCCUUGAGGGAAUUGAGGAACGUCUAGUAGAGAAGUACGCCGUGUAG